AUGGGGAUCUAUAACCUCAAUUUGCCGCGGUUGAUAUAUGCGUUGGGGGACUUCGAUUCUGGAUUUUUCCGACACCUGCAGACGCUGGAGCUCAGAAAUAUCGGUCGUUCAGAAAGAAAGGCUUCCCUAGCUAAAUUAGAGGGGUUUGAAAACUUGGAAGAACUGAGUCUUUCAUCCACCUUCACUAACCAUCAAUCGGUCUAUGGCCAUGCACCAAGACCGACUCGCAACAUCUUAGCUCCUCGGCUACGUGUUUUCCGAUGGGAUUUGACGUAUCUAGACCAACAGCACAGUGAGGGCCUAGACAAUUUUGGACAGCCGGAAGAGGAUUUGCUGCGACAGUUUGUACGAGAGGCAUUUGCCUGUGGAUGCCCAAUCCAGAGGAUUGAGAUCGAAUAUAAGCCUUCACCUUGGGAAAGUAUUGGAAAUGCAUCCUGGGUCUAUCCAUGGGACCGAAUGUAUCCAGUGAGUGCUGAUCUUGGGAUUGAGAUCCGGUAUACCCCCCCUUCGAUCAGUAGAGAAGCGUUUCAAGAACUUGUAAACUAG
Penicillium macrosclerotiorum is the source of this 546-nucleotide messenger RNA. RefSeq lists its product as uncharacterized. The coding region runs from base 1 to 546 and encodes 181 amino acids. NCBI's taxonomy places the organism in Eukaryota, Fungi, Ascomycota, Eurotiomycetes, Eurotiales, Aspergillaceae. The transcript has 2 exons. The record is from RefSeq and is a predicted model, not a curated record.